AAAAAAAAAAUUCCUUGUGAAACCUUGACCGUGGUCCAGAAAAAGAACAGAGCUAUCGGGAAAGCAGAGAGCAGAAGAACUUUGGCGUUAUUGGCGGAGCACCAAGCGUGCAACUCUGCAUGGCCAGCCAAACGUGGCAGCCAUUGCAACGAACACAUGCGCCUUCUCUCCCUAUUAAACGGAACGGACCCUUUCGUUAGCUUCUCUUCCCCAUGUGAAGUUCCCAUCUCAAACAACAUGAAGCAUCUCUCUUCCAUUGCCAUAGACGUCAUCCGCAAUUCUGCCCUAAAGUUAAAUACUAGUGUGGAUAAAUUGGUGGAGGAGUUUGAAGCAGGGUGGCAGUCGAAGCCUGAGAGUGAAACCAGUGGGUACUCGAGGAAAUUCGUGGAAUUUUGUGCCUCAAAGGCACUUCACGAAGAAUGUAAGUAUAUAGAGGAAAAGAUUACUGAUGGGUCAUUUAGCCGAUUCACGUUCGAUACAAUGCUUGCAUGGGAGAUGCCCAGCUCUAGGGAUGAAGAGUCCCGUAUGGAGUGUGAGGGAAAGGCGAGAGAAGACGGGAAGAUACCGCCAAAAGUCGCGCAAGAAGAAGACGAGAUCCCUCUUUUCUAUUCAGAUGUUAUGCCGCUUCUUGUUAAUGAUGAGCCAAGUGUUGGAGAAGAUGCAUUUGUAUGGUUGGCAGCAUUGGUUCCAUUUGCUGCAGAUGUUGUUAAUGGAAGAUUCACAUUUGAAACUCUUACAGCACCUACAGGCAACCGCCUUUUCUUCCCUGCCUAUGACAAAUUCUUGAAAGAAAUUGCCAAAUGCAUAAAGCAUUUACAAAAGCAAACAAAGCCAAAGGGUGUGGAGCUUGCAGAUGAUGAGUUUAUUUUGCAUGUUGAGGGGACUGCAAGCUCACAGAGAAUAGUUCGCCAUAUUGGAGGAACAAGUUGGCCUGGUAGGCUUACACUAACCAAUUAUGCUCUAUACUUUGAGGCUUCGGGAGCAAUAACAUAUGAUGAUGCCCUUAAAAUUGACCUUUCAAAAGAUAUUGAACACACUGUGAAGCCAACUGCUACUGGUCCAUGGGGUGCUCCACUUUUUGAUAAGGCCAUAAUCUACGAGUCUCCUGAACUAUCUGAAGGAAUUGUGUUGGAGUUUCCAGAGAUGACUAGCUCCACUAGACGUGAUCAUUGGCUUGCACUUACCAAGGAAGUUAUGCUAAUGAACCAAUUCUUAUCUGAGAAUAAGGUGGAAUGUCCAAUACAAUCAUGGGAAAUGCAUGCUAGAACAAUAUUGGGGAUCAUAAGGCUCCAUGCUGCGAGAGAAAUGCUUAGAAUAUCACCCCCAGCGCCUACAAAGUUCUUGAUCUUUGCUUUGUUUGACGAGUUGCCUAAGGGAGACUAUGUACUAGAAGAGCUAGCUGAGAGCCUGAAGAAAGUUAAUAGUGGACAUCCAUGUAGUGCUAGCUCAGUUUUAAGGAGCUUGAACAUGUCUCUGCAGCCAGUAGUCUCAAGCAUAGAAGUUACAGAAGCGGACAAGGAACGUACAAGUGAUCAAGACAGCAUUCACUUAUUGGAGAGUGCCAUUAAUCAAGCUAGAAAGGAAGCAAAGGAUGUUGAAAUUGCCAAAGCUACUGCCGAGGGGUUGAAAGAGGAAGGAAUCAGUGAAAGUGCCACUGUUCUUAUGGAAUUGCUACAGCCACUGAAAAGUGUAGUAUCUUGGUUUCAAGAAGUCAUUUCAUGGGAAAGACCAGGCAUCACCAUCACAAUGUUAGUUGCAACGUUAGUAAUUGUCUACAAGGAAUGGGUUGGAAAGGCUAUAGCUGCUCUCCUAUUAUGGAUAGUAUCAAAGAUGCUUCAAGCAAGACUAGGAAGGCUUCAUGACAAAUACAAUGAGAUAGUAGUGUAUACUGGCUCAGACCAAAAAACUACAGUGGAAAGCAUAGUAGCAGCUCAAUUUGGAUUGCGAACAGUUCAUGAGAUGAUGCAGGCCACAAAUUUAGCAAUACUGAAAAUCUGGUCUAUAAUGUGCUCAGGGGCACGUAAGCACGCAGACAUGGCAAUGGCAGCAAUGACUCUAUUGGCGGUCAUCUUUGCAGUGAUACCCUUAAAGUACAUCGUCAUGGCAAUCACACUAUACUGUUUCAUUAUGACAUCGAAACUGGGGCAGCACUUCCAAAACGACCAGGGAAACAGAAGGUUAAAAGAAUGGUGGGAUUCAAUCCCAAUCAUCCCUGUACAUAUUGAAGACGAGGCUCCCCACCCCACUUAGUUGUAGGUAAUAGCAAAGUUUUGAUUUGUUAUGUACACAGCUUUUUGCGUUGUCUGUUUGCUGCUGAUUGUAAGCUUAGAGAGAAAAUUUUGAGUUUGUUUUUUAUUUUUUAAUCUUGUUCACCUGUCAUUUGGAUGCUGCACAAAUUACAUCCACAAAACGUUAAAUUGAAUUCUUAGACGUUGUUUUUACAGAA
This is a messenger RNA of Hevea brasiliensis (rubber tree), 2446 nucleotides long. RefSeq lists its product as uncharacterized. The record is from RefSeq and is a predicted model, not a curated record. Bases 157 to 2250 code for a protein of 697 amino acids. The transcript is spliced from 10 exons. Lineage: Eukaryota; Viridiplantae; Streptophyta; Magnoliopsida; Malpighiales; Euphorbiaceae.